This is a messenger RNA of Dama dama (fallow deer), 909 nucleotides long. RefSeq names its product serine protease 33 (gene PRSS33). The transcript has 6 exons. Bases 1 to 909 code for a protein of 302 amino acids. Gene Ontology annotation, biological process: proteolysis. NCBI's taxonomy places the organism in Eukaryota, Metazoa, Chordata, Mammalia, Artiodactyla, Cervidae. The record is from RefSeq and is a predicted model, not a curated record. Gene Ontology annotation, molecular function: serine-type endopeptidase activity.
AUGUCGACCUCAGGCUGUGUGGUGUGCGUGACUCGAGGGGCCGGCAGGCACCUGGUGGCUUGUGUCUUCCAUGUUUCCCAAACCCGUAAUCCAGUCCCUUCCCUGCUUCCACCUCCAGUAGCAGCUGGGACCCUGGCGUCUGAAGCUUGUGGGCAGCCUCGGGUGUCCAGUCGUAUCGUGGGCGGCCGGGACGCCCGGGCCGGAGAGUGGCCGUGGCAGGCGAGCAUCCAGCACCGCGGGACGCACGUGUGCGGGGGCUCGCUCAUCGCCCCGCAGUGGGUGCUGACGGCGGCACACUGCUUCCCCAGGAAGGCGCUGCCCGCUGAGUACCGCGUGCGCCUCGGGGCGCUGCACCUGGGUCCCAGCUCGCCCCCUGCUCUCCUGGCACCCGUGCGGAGGGUGCUGCUACCCCCGGACUACUCGGAGGACGGGGCCCGCGGGGACCUGGCGCUGCUGCUGCUGCGCCGCCCAGCACCCCUGAGCACCCGAGUCCAGCCCGUCUGCCUGCCCGAGCCUGGGGCCCGCCCGCCGCCUGGCACACCCUGCUGGGUCACUGGCUGGGGCAGCCUCCGCCCAGGAGUGCCGCUCCCAGAGUGGCGACCCUUGCAGGGAGUGAGGGUGCCACUGCUGGACGCUCGCACCUGUGACCACCUCUACCACCUGGGCACCAACGUGCCCCGGGUCGAGCACAUAGUACUUCCAGGGAGCCUGUGCGCCGGCUACGUUGGGGGCCAGAAGGAUGCCUGCCAGGGUGACUCUGGAGGACCCCUGGUCUGCAUGAAGUCUGGGCGCUGGGUCCUGGUGGGUGUGGUGAGCUGGGGCAAGGGCUGUGCCCUGCCCAACCGUCCAGGGGUCUAUACCAAUGUGGCCACUUACAGCCCUUGGAUUCAGGCUCACCUCAACAUCUGA